This is a messenger RNA of Henningerozyma blattae CBS 6284, 2508 nucleotides long. RefSeq names its product AP-3 complex subunit beta (gene APL6). The transcript has a single exon. Bases 1 to 2508 code for a protein of 835 amino acids. The record is from RefSeq and is a predicted model, not a curated record. Gene Ontology annotation, cellular component: membrane coat. Gene Ontology annotation, biological process: vesicle-mediated transport; intracellular protein transport. Lineage: Eukaryota; Fungi; Ascomycota; Saccharomycetes; Saccharomycetales; Saccharomycetaceae.
AUGGUAGAUCACAUUAAUAGAAUUACAUCAGCAUUGGAGUCUGCUAGAGUAAUGACUCUUGAAGCUGCUGCUGUUGCUUCAUCAAAAUUUGGAGAGUCGAGCUACACCCAAUAUUCCAAGAAUAUAUCACCUCAGCAACUUCGAGAAUUUUUAAAUUCAAGAUAUUCACAAGAGGUUAAAGAUGGUAUGAAUAAAUUAAUUUCAGCACUAGUUUCUGAUGAUCAACAACUUGAUAUUGAGUCCUAUUUUGCGGAUGUCAUUAAAAAUAUUAAUUCGGAAGACUUAAAAGUUCGUAAAUUGAUAUGUAUUUUUCUUUUAAGAUUUGCUGAGAGAAAUCCAAAUUUAGCUUUAUUAUGUGUAAAUUCAUUACAGAAAACACUCUCAGAUAUCAAUGCUGAUAUUAGGGCCAUAUCAGUAAGGGCCUUAUCGGACAUUAAAAUCGAUUCAUUGCAUCCAAUAAUUUGGUUAACUUUAAAGAAGGCAAUCACAGAUUCAUCGGCUAAUGUAAGGUCAGAAGUAGCAUUUGCAAUUAUAAAAUUAAACAGACAAAACCCAGAAGACUUUGAGGAAGAUUCUGUGUUACUUUUGUCAAGCUUAUUAGCUGAUUCAGAUCCACAAGUUAUUUCUUCCACGAUUAUUUUGUUCAAAGAAUGCUUCAUGAAUAAUUUGGAAUUGUUACAUAGUCAUUUCCGCUAUUAUUGUGAAAUUAUUAAUUCAUUAGAUUCAUUUGCACAAUCAGGGCUAAUUGAUAUCUUGAAUGUCUAUUGUAAAAAGUUUAUUCACAGGCCAACGAUUACUGAAUUAACAGGUGAUAAUAUCCAAAAUCAAACGAUGGUAUUUCCUGAUCAUUUUAUUGAUAUUCCAUUUGAAAAUUAUACCAUAGAUUAUGAUCCAGAUUUGCGUUUGUUUUUAGAUGCAAAUAAGAAACUAUUGUUUUCUGAUAAUCCUCUGGUAUUAAUAUCGGUUAUUAAAACUCAUCUUAAUUUUUGUACUCCAAUUGAUUUUGUUAAGAAUGGUCUACCCCUCUUAUUGAUGAGAUCAUUUGCAAUUAGUAAAGACAUUUCAGUCAAAAAUGGUUUGUUACAGAUAGUUUUAUUAAUUUGUAAUAAGAAUCCAAAAAUUUUUUAUCCAUUCGUCAAGAAAUUCUUUAUUUUAAGGCACGAAUCCUACUUGACAAGUUCAAUUAAAUUAGAAAUAUUAUCUAAAUUAGCUGAUGAAACAAAUAUAAAAUCAAUAAUUAGAGAAAUUAAGUAUUACAUUAAAAAUUUUAAGUCGGUAUCAAUCGUCAUUAAAGCUAUUAAAGUGUUAGAGACAUGCUCUCAAAUCUCAGAUAUAUACGAAACUCAUAUUUUAAAGUGGUUAAUCAAUUUAAUAGAAGUCAAUACCUCGAAUACUGAUAAGGCUCUUAAUGUAACACCUGUAGCAUUAAAUUAUAUUAUUAAUACAGUUCGUGUAAUUAUUCAAAAACAGCCAACUAGAUAUUUUGUUGAUAUAGUCAAAUUAACUACUUUGCUAAAUCAUAAGAAAUUCAAUUUGAAUGAUAACUCAAAAGCUAAUAUUAUCUGGCUAAUUGGUGAAAUAGCUGCUAUCGAAUUUAAAAUCUGCCCAGAUAUUCUUCGUAAUUUACUAAAGAAUUUCAUCAAUGAGGGAUACGAAACUAGACUACAAAUUUUAAUUCUAUCUGCAAAAUUAUUAUCCUAUGAUAUAGAUAAUUUUAAUAAACAGAUUAAAGAGAUAGAUGUAAACGGACAGACUUCAUUUUAUGACUUUCGUACUUCACGUAUUAAUCAAUUGUUUACCUCUAUCAUUUAUUUGUGUAAGUUUGAUAAGAGUUAUGAUAUAAGAGACAGAGCAAGAUGGGUCAGCUCUCUUUUUGAAUCUAGGAAGUAUGAAAUCGCUACGCUAAUGCUGCAAGCGCCAAAGCCUAUUGUAAAAGAUGAUGAUACGUUAACUAAUAUAAAGGUUGACUCAGAUAUUAAAGUAUAUUUCAAAAAUAUUCCUUGGAGCGAAAUUUCUGAUACCUCUAAUGAUGCUGAAAAUGUAGAUAUUAGAGAACCUGCAAAAUUGAAAGAUUAUAGUAGAUAUUUGAAGAAUUUGUCGUCUACCUCCUUUAUGAGUAAACGUAAUAGUGAAAGAUUUGUUAUCCAUAAUACUAAUAAUAAGGCUGAUGAAAUUAUAAGCACAGAGCCAGUAACUACAAAUAGUAGUACACAGAAGACUAAGAAACCCUAUAAAUUACAGAGCUUGGAAGAAUUUUUUGCAGAUAUCCCAGAUUCUUCAGCCAAGGGCAAGCCUAAGAAAACCAUAAUUAUAGAAGAAAGCUCUAGUAGUGAUGAGACUGAUCAAGAUGAUGAUGAAGAUUAUUAUGAGGACGACGAUGAAGAGGAAGAGGAAGAGGAUGAUGAAGAUGAAGAUGAGUCAAGUGAGGAAGAUGACGAAGAGGAGGGAGAUGACGAUAACAACGAAAAUCUUGUUCAUAACCCCAGUAUUCCUGAAAUUCGAAUGUAA